Angiostrongylus costaricensis is the source of this 1492-nucleotide messenger RNA. NCBI's taxonomy places the organism in Eukaryota, Metazoa, Nematoda, Chromadorea, Rhabditida, Metastrongylidae. The record is from the annotation of a GenBank genome assembly.
UUUUCUCUUUUCAAAUUUGCUUCUAGUUUCUUUAUCAAAGACUACUUCUUCGUACUUAUAACUCUUUAAUUUCAAAGGAAAUCCUCUCCAUUCGGCCAUAUUGUCUCGGAUACAACCCGGUGUUUAUAUUGGUUCCAUCUUUAUCGGUAAUGAUUCGAUUCAUAUUGAACCGGCUUCAAUACAUCAUCUGUCGACAGAUGAAAGAAGUUUUACUAAUAGUUUUAAGUUCCAGACACCUUUCGUGACCACUUUGAAAGAUGAAGAAAUAGCUGUCAGUCGUGUUCGGAGAGAAAUGAGAGCGACUGAGAAUGAAGUGAGAAAUCGAUGUCCUUUGAAAAUUGUAGCUGACUAUAAGUUCUUCUCUAUAGUGGGGAAGAACAACACAACUAACGUACUGCAGGUGAACAUGGUUGCAAGGGUGAACGAAAUUUAUACAGUGGUGAAUUGGGAUGAAGGAGAAGACGAAACGGAAUUGGAUAGAGGAAGGUUCGUAAAUAUGGGAUUUUCUAUCAAAGAGUUGAAAAUUCUGGACAAGCCGUCGAAUCAAGCCGGGCAUUACAAUUCUCAUGACGUGGUUAAUAAUGGAGUUUGGAAUUCAAACCGACUUUUAGAGGCAUUCACUCGUGCCGAAGGCUCUCCAGAUUUUUGCCUUGUACAUUUGCUCACUGCUCAAUCUUUCGCCGAUUCAGCUCAUAUUGGCUUAGCUUAUGUUGCUGACUCUCGUGGUGGACCUGGAGGAAUCUGCUCCGAUUCUGCUUUUGUACAUUUUCCAUUGGACUACCCUCUUGUGACAAAAGAAGCCGAGAUCGUUGUAGCUCACGAAUACGCUCACAGCUGGGGUGCUCAACACGAUGGUUUAGAACGCGAUGCAGAUGAUCGUGAGAAGUGCCUUCCUGAUUAUUCAGAAGGUGGUAAUUAUAUAAUGCAUAUGUACGCUCAGAACGGUUACGACCCGAAUAAUAUCCGCUUUUCACCAUGUUCUCGAAGAAGCAUUCGUCGCAUGCUUGAACGUCGAUGGUAUCGUUGUUUUGAACCGGAGAAGGCGCUAUUCUGUGGCAAUGGCGUCGUUGAAGAGGGCGAAGAAUGUGACGAGGGGAAUUUUCUUAAAAUAAAUGAUUGUCGCUUAACCCCUUCAUCACAAUGCUCUCCUCACAAUCAACCUUGUUGCAAUUUGUCUUGCUCCUACUAUACUGCUGACCAUAUCUGUCUUCCUGAAGAUCCUCUUCAGUGUAAAGCAUCGUCAUUUUGCACUGGUUAUUCUGGUGAUUGUCCAGCCGCUCCAGCUAUUCCGGACGGUUCUCCUUGUCUCGAAGAAGGAGAAUGCCAAAAAGGAGUGUGCCUUCCUUACUGUGAGCGUCAGAGUAUUGCCAAGAAGAGUUGCAUAUGUGAAGAAGUUACAAGCCCACGUCAUUCGUCGUGUUCCAUAGCCAAACUAAGAGGAAGAUGUAGUUGGUAUAGUCUAAGAGCAAAAUGUCUUAAUUUUUUUUCAUAG